AUGUCAGGAUACCCGGGCCAGUACGGAGGAUACCAAGGCGGCCCGCCGCCGCAGCAGCAAUACGCGCAGGGCAGCUAUUACCCCCCUCCACAGCAAGGAUACAAUGGAUACCCUCCCGCUGGGUCGGGCUACGGCUACCAACAGCCGUCGCCUCAACCUUACGGAUACAACCAGCCGCCUCCUCCGCAACAAUAUGGUGGAUAUCAGCAGCCCCCGCCUCAACCGAAUUACAACAACCGCCCAGGUGUACCCACCGUGAACUCGAAUGCUUACAUGCACGGAAACCACAACGCUCCUCCACCGCCGCCCUCACAACCGCAGAGAUUUGGACAUGGCGCGCCAAGUAACUACAACUUCCAGUACUCCAAUUGCACCGGCCGGAGAAAGGCGUUACUGAUUGGCAUCAACUAUUUCGGUCAACGCGGUCAGCUGCGUGGCUGUAUCAACGAUGUGAAGAACAUGUCGGCAUAUCUCGUCGACCGUUUUGGGUAUAAGAGGGAGGAUAUGGUUAUCCUCACCGAUGACCAGCAAAACCCCAUGAGCCAGCCUACAAAACAGAAUCUCCUCAGAGCCAUGCAUUGGCUCGUGAAAGACGCGAGACCCAACGACUCGCUCUUCUUUCACUACUCAGGCCAUGGUGGUCAGACAAAGGAUCUCGACGGCGACGAGCCUGACGGAUACGAUGAAGUCAUUUACCCCGUAGACUUCCGACAAACCGGCCAUAUUACGGAUGAUGAGAUGCACAGAAUCAUGGUUCAACCUUUGCAAGCUGGUGUGAGACUGACUGCUAUCUUCGACUCUUGUCACUCGGGUACUGCACUUGAUCUCCCUUACAUCUACUCGACCCAGGGUAUUCUCAAGGAGCCCAAUCUGGCCAAGGAGGCCGGCCAAGGUCUGCUCGGUGCUAUUUCGUCAUACAGCCAGGGCGAUCUGGGCGGUGUGGCAAGCAACAUCAUGGGCUUCUUCAAGAAGGCAACCACUGGCGAAGAUGCCUACCAACGCACCAUGGCCACGAAGACGUCGCCUGCUGAUGUGGUUAUGUUGUCAGGCAGCAAAGAUGACCAAACUUCGGCCGAUGCAACAAUCGCUUCCCAGGCUACCGGUGCCAUGUCAUGGGCCUUCAUCACGGCCAUGAAGAAGAACCCUCAACAGAGCUACGUGCAGCUCUUGAACAGUAUUCGUGACGAGCUCUCGACUCGCUACACGCAGAAGCCUCAGCUCUCCUGCAGUCACCCCCUCAACACCAACCUAUUGUUCGUCAUGUAA
Colletotrichum acutatum is the source of this 1266-nucleotide messenger RNA. RefSeq names its product caspase domain-containing protein. Gene Ontology annotation, molecular function: cysteine-type endopeptidase activity. Bases 1 to 1266 code for a protein of 421 amino acids. Gene Ontology annotation, biological process: proteolysis. Lineage: Eukaryota; Fungi; Ascomycota; Sordariomycetes; Glomerellales; Glomerellaceae. The transcript is spliced from 7 exons. The record is from RefSeq and is a predicted model, not a curated record.